UUUCCUACACCCAAAAAAGUUCAAAAAAUAGUAGUAAACAUUAAAAUAGUUUCUUAAACUUACCAAAAAAUUAAACUAUGAAGACAGUAAAUUCCAACGGUCAAAUUUUUCGUCAAAACUCAAAUUCAAAAGCAAGUAAAUCAUAGAGAAAAAAAUACAGAGAGAUGAGACGAAGAUCAGGGAAGACGAAGAAGCAGCAAAAACAAGAUGAAGCAAUCAAAUGGAGUCGUCAACAAAGAUUACAAAAGUCAAAAUCCCUAAAAUCAUCGACACCCAUGUCAAUCGAUUCAGAAUUGGGGGAAAAAGAUAAAUCUGAAGAUGGUGGAUUUAAGUUUUAUGGAUGUUAUCUCUUGACUUCUGUUAACCCUCGUUUCAAGGGUCAUACUUAUAUAGGGUUUACUGUGAAUCCAAAGCGACGAAUUAGGCAACAUAAUGGGGAAAUUACUAGUGGAGCUUUCAGAACUAAGAAGAAACGUCCUUGGGAAAUGAUUCUUUGCAUCCAUGGCUUUCCUACUAAUGUUGCUGCUCUUCAGUUUGAAUGGGCAUGGCAGCAUCCUAGAGAGUCUUUAGCGGUGCGAGAGGCGGCUGCGAGUUUUAAAACCCUUGGAGGACUAGCCAACAAAAUCAAACUUGGACUCACUAUGCUUACUCUCCAUACUUGGCAGAGUAUGGACCUCAAAGUUAGCUUCUUCUCUACAAAGUAUAUGAAUCAUGCUGCUGGGUGUCCAAGUUUGCCUCACCAAAUGAAGCUUCAUUUUUGUUCCAUGGAUGAGCUUCCUUGUUAUUGGGACGGUGAUCUUCCUUAUGGUCAUGAUGAUGAAGAUGACUUUGACUCAAAUGAUAAUCAAGAAUCUGCCAACUGUUCGGAUGAGUUAAUAGAAUCUUCAUCUGAUGGUUCAAUGGAGAUGAAUCCUUCUUCAAUUCAUGUUGAAAGUUGUAACAUACAAAAAUCAAGUGAUAACCUCUCGGUAGAGGACUGCAUUGCGUUUGGUGGUCCGUUGGAAAGUGAGUCAUUACCAGUGGCGGGCGUGCUAGAGGAGCAUAUGCAGCCAUUGCAUGAUUAUCAAUUGCCUGUUGAUGAUGUUUGUGGCUCUCCAGUGGACACAUUGAACAAGCAGUUCCAACCUUGUGAAGAGAUAUGUAUUGAGGACUUUAGAGGAUAUUUUCCUGUUUCAGAGGAAAACAUACAUCCAGUUGGUAGAUAUCAUGCUUCUGAAAAGGAAUUGUCUCCUGUUGUAGAGGAAAACCAGCUUUCUUCUCACUUGCCUGCUGAUGUUCCCGCCUCCACUGGAAACAAUUUAAGCGAGGUUUUGAGAAUUGGCAAAAACACUGGGGCUGAGAAGUUGAGAUGUUGUUUCCCUAAAAUAGACAACCAUAUACAGUCAUUAGAAGAAGCCGGUCCUUCUGAAAUGGUUGAUUGUGCCUCAGUUGCGGAAGAUACUGGGAAGAAAGACAAUGCAACAUGUGUAGUAAUCAAUGAUAUCACUGAGGAACAGUUCAAGCCAAUAAGGUUACAAUCGCCUAUUAGAUUUACCAAUACUAGUCGGCCAUAUUCUGACGAAGGGAUUGAGGUUAUAGAGCUUUGUACACCUUCACCUAACUUGAGAAUUUGUAAAGGAAGCAAGAAGAAAAGAGCUGCCAGCAAUUAUCCUCAUUUCAUUGACCUGACGGAAUCACCUUCUGUUGUCCAACUGUAAGAUGUUCAGAUGUCAUUGUAGGCCUUCUUCUGGGUUCUCCUCUUCUUCAAAGGUUGACAUUCUUUGCUUAUCAAGCCUGAGUGUAUCUAUACUAGAAUGGAUUCCUUUUUAGCGAAUCUACACAAGAACGGGCACUCCACUUCUUCAAAGGAGUGCCCUUGGCUUUUUAGAGAUUUCCUAGUUCUUCCUCUGCUUCCUCAAGUUCAGGAACACAGUUUGCACCGCCCCUUUGAGAAUGGAUUCCUUAUCCAUUAUAUUCUCCAUCUGGUUGGUUGCUCCUCCUUUUAGUAGCUUAUAGAUUUUAUAUUUAUUUGUUGUCUUAGCAUGUGCUGGUAUGUAGAAUAAUUGUUCUACUGAAAAACUUAUAGAUAUUUAUAGUGUAAGAAGAUAAAUAUAUAAUGAAGUAAUUUCUUUGUA
Messenger RNA from Beta vulgaris subsp. vulgaris (sugar beet), 2114 nucleotides. RefSeq lists its product as hypothetical. Bases 165 to 1697 code for a protein of 510 amino acids. NCBI's taxonomy places the organism in Eukaryota, Viridiplantae, Streptophyta, Magnoliopsida, Caryophyllales, Amaranthaceae. Gene Ontology annotation, biological process: double-strand break repair via homologous recombination. The transcript has 4 exons. Gene Ontology annotation, molecular function: crossover junction DNA endonuclease activity; 5'-flap endonuclease activity. Gene Ontology annotation, cellular component: Slx1-Slx4 complex. The record is from RefSeq and is a predicted model, not a curated record.